AUUGGCUGUUGGUGACAUGACAUCUGUGGUAUGUCGAUGUCGACUGUUCCGUAUUUUUGUUGUUGAAGAGCCAGAGGAUUUUUUUAAAAGAAACUUCUCUGCGUUUUGUAAAAUUGCGUAUGGCGUAAAUUCUACAAGAGAAUUUAUUGUGAGUGACGUAAACUAAAGACAGUAUAGUGAAAAAUGCGAAUAGUCUCCUGUACAAUUCGUUCGAAUAUAUAGCUGAAGGCUGAUGAAUAUGUUUUCUUUAAUUUUGUCAAUCUUUAGUUGAAAAAUAUUGUUAAAACACAAUGUGCGAUAUUUACAUCGCGGUUGUAUGUUCCUCGAACAUGAACCGUAGUAUGGAAGCUCAUGCAUUUCUUGCGAAGAAAGGCUUUAAAGUUAAGUCUUAUGGCACAGGAGAAAAGGUUAAGUUACCAGGUGCAUCUGCUGAUCGACCGAAUUGUUAUGAAUUUGGAGUCCCUUAUGACGAUAUAUAUAACGAUUUAAUGGAAAAGGAUAAAGUUUACUACACACAAAAUGGUAUUCUGCACAUGUUAGAUAGGAACAGAAGAAUUAAACCCUGUCCAGAGAAGUUCCAGAUAUCAACUGAGCGGUUUGAUGUUAUAAUAACUUGUGAGGAAAGAGUAUACGAUCAAGUCAUAGAAUGGUUUGGUUCAAAAAGAUCAGUUUAUAAUCAACCAGUCCAUGUUGUGAAUAUGGAUAUUCAAGAUAACCACGAAGAAGCUACCAUUGGUGCAUUUUUAAUAAGUGACAUGGUCACAAAGAUGGCUCAAAGUGACGAUUUAGAUAAUGAUAUUGAUGAACUUUUGCAUGAGUUUGAAGGAAAAUGUCACCGGCCAAUUCUUAAUUGUAUAAUGUUUUACUAACAUACCAGCCAAAUUAAUUUUAAAAAUAUGCUUCCAAUUUAAAAAUGAUUGACAAUGCUGUGAAUAUAAUUUAUACUAUCACUGUAUUCAUAAGCAGAUUAAUAUUUUCAAAAAUGUUGAUGUAUACUCACAAUGCCUUCUCAUUUUGUAAGCAUUUUUACGAGAAGUUUAUAUUUCGAUUUAGAAAAUCCUGAUCUUUUAAUGAAUAAAAACUCAAUAUGUAAAGCAAAGGUAACAUUGUUUUUGAACAAGUUAUCUGCUAGUAUACCAAUAAAGUGACCAGUUCAUUAAUUUAAAAAACAAUUUGAUCUGUUUGAAGCAAAUCCACAUGAGUUAAUAUUUAUUGUCUUUUAUACUACAUACACAAGUUUGUUCGAGCAGCAAUUCUUGUUGUAAAUAUUUAUACACUUACCAUAGUGAACUGAAUAAAAUUUUAAGUUCCAUGUAUAAAGACUAAAAAUGUCCAUAAUAUUCAUUAAUGAAUUUAUCUGUAAAUGUGUGUUUUCAUUCUUAUAAAAGGAUAAAAAGGUUUUUUAUA
Helicoverpa armigera (cotton bollworm) is the source of this 1407-nucleotide messenger RNA. It is a transcript of the gene Ssu72, whose product is annotated as RNA polymerase II subunit A C-terminal domain phosphatase SSU72. The transcript has a single exon. The record is from RefSeq and is a predicted model, not a curated record. Lineage: Eukaryota; Metazoa; Arthropoda; Insecta; Lepidoptera; Noctuidae. Gene Ontology annotation, cellular component: nucleus; mRNA cleavage and polyadenylation specificity factor complex. Gene Ontology annotation, biological process: termination of RNA polymerase II transcription. Gene Ontology annotation, molecular function: RNA polymerase II CTD heptapeptide repeat phosphatase activity. The coding region runs from base 291 to 869 and encodes 192 amino acids.